This is a messenger RNA of Phytophthora infestans T30-4, 612 nucleotides long. Its product is annotated as meiotic nuclear division protein, putative. NCBI's taxonomy places the organism in Eukaryota, Oomycota, Peronosporomycetes, Peronosporales, Peronosporaceae. Gene Ontology annotation, molecular function: double-stranded DNA binding. The record is from RefSeq and is a predicted model, not a curated record. Gene Ontology annotation, biological process: reciprocal meiotic recombination. Bases 1 to 612 code for a protein of 203 amino acids. The transcript is spliced from 6 exons.
AUGCCACGCAAAGGUGUGUCGCUCCAGGAGAAGCGCGAGCGUAUCCUGCGCAUCUACCACGAGUCCAAGGAAGUGUUCAAUCUCAAGGAGGUGGAGAAGCUGGGCUCCAAGGCUGGUGUUGUGCUGCAAACAGUCAAAGAUGUGAAUCAAGCGCUGGUGGACGACGCCUUGGUGGACUGUGACAAGAUUGGAUCGGGCAAUUACUUUUGGUCGUUCCCGUCGAAGCUGUCGCAAUCGAGAAAGCGCAAGCUCAGCGAACUGGAGCAACGUCGACAAACUGUGCAGGAGAAAUUGGCCAAAGUGAAGCGAAACAUCGAAGAACAGAAGUUGUUGCGCUCGGAAUCGGACGAGCGUUUGCAAAAGUUACGUCGCUUAGAAGAGCAGAAAACCAAGGUGACAGCACUGCGCACCAAAGUGCAGCACCUGGCAGAGAACGACCCCGCGAUUCUGCAAGAACUGGAAGGAAAAGUCCGCGUGGCGAAGGAAGGUUCCGACCGAUGGACAGACAACGUGUACACGCUCAAGUCAUGGGUGGUGAAGAAGCGUGGUGUCGAGGGCAAAGAGGUGGACAAGUGGUUGGGGAUCAAGGACGAUUUCGACUACGUUGAGUAA